Paramuricea clavata is the source of this 6963-nucleotide messenger RNA. The record is from the annotation of a GenBank genome assembly. Lineage: Eukaryota; Metazoa; Cnidaria; Anthozoa; Malacalcyonacea; Plexauridae.
AUGAAUACCAUUACAGCAUCUACUCAACAUAUAGUUUCCAGUAUUCUUACUAAUCAACAAAUAAAGAAUGUUAGUGCAUCUAUUCAAACCACGUCAACCUUUCCUACCACUAUUCAAUCAACGAACACCGUUACUGCUCCUGAUCGACAGGUGCUUCAUAGUCGUUCCACUACUAGAAUAUUGAAUGCCGUUAGACCAUCUCCUCACCCUGUGAUUGCCAAUAGUUCUGCUACCCAACUACUUGACACCGUCAAUCCAUCUACUCAACCUGACUUUCCCAGUCGUUCAACUAUUCAACUACAGGACACUGUUAGCGCAUCUAGUCAAUCUGUGGUUCAUAGUCUUUCCACUACUCCAAUAAUGAACACUGUGAUUGUGGUUCCAAACCGUUCUACUCAACUGCUGGACGCUGUUACUGCAUCUAGUCAUUCUGUGGUUCCCAGUCGUUCUGCUACACAACUACUGGACAAUUUGAGUGCAUCUAGUCAAUCUGUGGUUCCCAGCCGUUCUACUGCUCAACUACUGGAUACUGUAAAUACAUCUAGUCAAUUUGUGGUUCCCAGUCGUUCUACUACUCAAAUACUGGAAACGGUGAGAGCAUUUAGUCAAUCUGCGGUUCCCAGUCAUUCUACUACUCAACUACCCGAAACUGUGAGUGCAUCUAGACAAUCAGUGGUUGCCAGUCGUUCUACUACUCAACUACUAGAAACUGUUAGAGCAUCUAGUCAAGCUGUGGUUUCCAGUCGUUCUACUACUCAACUACUGGAACCUGUGAGCGUAUCUACUCAAUCUGUGGUUCGCAGCCGUUCUACUACUCAACUACUCGAAACUAUGAGUACAUCUAGUCAAGCUGUGGAUCCCAGUCAUCCUGCUACUCAACUACUGGAAACUGCGAGCGCAUCUACUCAAUCUGUGGUUCCCAGCCGUUCUACUACUCAACUACUGGACACCUUGAGUGCAUCUACUCAAUCUGUAGUUCCCGGCCGUUCUACUACUCAACUACUGGAAACUGUGAGUGCAUCUAGUCAAUCUGUGGUUCCCAGUCAUUCUACUUCUCAACUACUGGAAACUGUGAGUACAUCUAGUCAAGCUGUUGUUCCCAGCCGUUCUAGUACUCAACUACUGGAAACUGUGAGUGCAUCUAGUCAAUCUGUAGCUCCCAGCCGUUCUACUACUCAACUACUGGACACUGUGAGUGCAUCUAGUCAAUCUGUAGUUCCUGGCCAUUGUACUACUCAACUACUGGAAACUGUGAGUGCAUCUAGUCAGUCUGUGGUUCCCAGUCGUUCUACUACCAAACUACUGGAAAGAGCGAGUACAUCUAGUCAAUCUGUGGUUCCCAGUUUUUCUACUACUCAACUACUGGAAACUGCGAGCGCAUCUACUCAAUCUGUGGUUUCCAGCCGUUCUACUACUCAACUAUUGGACACUGUGAGUGCAUCAACUCAAUCUGUAGUUCCCGGCCGUUCUACUACUCAACUACUGGAAACUGUGAGUGCAUUUAGUCUAUCUGUGGUUCUCAGUCAUCCUGCUACUCAACUACUGAAAACUGUGAGUGCAUUUAGUCAAUCUGCGGUUCCCAGUCGUUCUACUACUCAACUACUGGAAAGAGUGAGUACAUCUAGUCAAUCUCUGGUUCCCAGUUUUUCUACUACUCAACUACUGGAAACUGUGAGCGCAUCUACUCAAUCUGUGGUUCCCAGCCGUUCUACUACUCAGCUACUGGAAACUGUGAGUACAUCUAGUCAAGCUGUGGUUCCCAGUCAUCCUGCUACUCAACUACUGGAAACUGUGAGCGCAUCUACUCAAUCUGUGAUUCCCAGGCGUUCUACUACUCAACUACUGGACACUGUGAGUGCAUCUACUCAAUCUGUAGUUCCCGGCCGUUCUACUACUCAACUACUGGAAACUGUGAGUGCAUCUACUCAAUCUGUGGUUCCCAGUCAUUCUACUACCCAACUACUGGAAAGAGCGAGUACAUCUAGUCAAUCUGUGCUUCCCAGUCAUUCUACUACUCAACUACUGGAAACUGUAAGCGCAUCUGCCCAAUCUGUGGUUCCCAGCCGUUCUACUACUCAACUACUGGAAACUGUGAGUGCAUCUAGUCAAUCUGUGGUUCCCAGUCGUUCUACUACCCAACUACUGGAAAGAGUGAGUACAUCUAGUCAAUCUGUGGUCCCCAGUCAUUCUACUACUCAAGUACUGGAAACUGUGAGUACAUCUAGUCAAGCUGUGGUUCCCAGUCAUCCUGCUACUCAACUACUGGAAACUGUAAGCGCAUCUACUCAAGCUGUGGUUCCCAGCCGUUCUACUACUCAACUACUGGACACUGUGAGUACACCUAGUCAAUCUGUGGUUCCAAGUCAUUCUACUACUCAACUACUAGAAACUGUGAGCGCAUCUACUCAAUAUGUGGUUCCCAGCCGUUCUACUACGCAACUACUGUACUCGGUCAGUGAACCUAGUCAAUCUGUAGUUCCCAGCCGUUCUACUACUCAACUACUGGACACUGUGAGUGUAUCUACUCAAUCUGUAGUUCCCGGCCGUCCUACUAGCCAACUACUGGAAACUGUGAGUGCAUCUAGUCAAUCUGUGGUUCGCAGUCGUUCUACUACCAAACUACUGGAAAGAGUGAGUACAUCUACUCAAUCUGUGGUUCCCAGUCAUUCUACUACUCAACUACUGGAAACUGUGAGCGUAUCUACUCAAUCAGUGGUUCCCAGCCGUUCUACUACUCAACUACUGGAAACUGUGAGUGCAUUUAGUCAAUCUGCGGUUCCCAGUCGUUCUACUACUCAACUACUGGAAACUGUGAGUACAUCUAGCCAAUCUCUGGUUCCCAGUCUUUCUACUACUCAACUACUGGAAACUGUGAGCGCAUCUCCUCAAUCUGUGGAUCUCAGCCGUUCUACUUCUCAACUACUGGACAUUGUGAGUGCAUCUACUCAAUCUGUAGUUCCCGGCCGUUCUACUACUCAACUACUGGACACUGUUAGUGCAUCUACUCAAUCUGUAGUUCCCGGCCGUUCUACGACUGAACUACUGGAAACUGUGAGUGCAUUUAGUCAAUCUGUGGUUCCCAGUCAUUCUACUACUGAACUACCGGAACCUGUGAGCGUAUCUACUCAAUCUGUGGUUCUCAGCCGUUCUACUACUCAAAUACUGGAAACUGUGAGUACAUCUAGUCAAGCUGUGGUUCCCAGUCAUCCUGCUACUCAACUGCUGGAAACUGUGAACGCAUCUACUCAAUCUGUGGUUCCUAGCCGUUCUACUACUCAACUACCGGAAACUGUGAGUGCAUCUAGUCAAUUUGUUGUUCCCAGUCGUUCUACUACCCAACUACUGGAAAGAGUGAGUACAUCUAGUCAUUCUGUGGUUCCCAAUCAUUCUACUACUCAACUACCGGAACUUGUGAGCGUAUCUACUCCUUCUGUGCUUCCCAGCCGUUCUACUACUCAACUACUGGAAACUGUGAGUACAUCUAGUCAAGCUGUGGUUCCCAGUCAUCCUACUACUCAAAUACUGGACACUGUGAGUGCAUCUACUCAAUCUGUAGUUCCCGGCCGUUCUACUACUCAACUACUGGAAACUGUGAGUGUAUCUAGUCAAUCUGUGGUUCCCAGUCGUUCUACUACCCAACUACUGGAACGAGUGAGUAUAUCUAGUCAACCUGUGGUUCCCAGUCAUUCUACUACUCAACUACUGGAAACUGUGAGCGCAUCUACUCAAUCUGUUGUUCCCAGUCGUUCUACUACUCAACUUCUGGAAACUGUGAGUACAUCUAGUCAAGCUGUGGUUCCCAGUCAUCCUGCUACUCAACUACUGGAAACUGUGAGUACAUCUAGUCAAUCUGUGGUUCCCAGUCUUUCUACUACUCAAGUACUGGAAACUGCGAGCGCAUCUACUCAAUCUGCGGUUCCCACCCGUUCUACUACUCAACUAUUGGACACUGUGAGUGCAUCUACUCAAUCUCUAGUUCCCGGCCGUUCUACUACUCAACGACUGGAAACUGUGAGUGCAUUUAGUCAAUCUGCGGUUCCCAGUUGUUCUACUACUCAACUAGUGGAAACUGUGAGUACAUCUAGUCAAUCUGUGGUUCCCAGUCAUUCUACUACUCCACUACUGGAAACUGUGAGCGCAUUUAGUCAAUCUGUAGUUGGCAGCCGUUCGACUACUCAACUACUGGAAACUGAUAGCGCAUCUACUCAAUCUGUGGUUCCCAGCCGUUCUACUACUCAACUACUGGACACUGUGAGUACACCUAUUCAAUCUGUGGUUCCAAGUCAUUCUACCACUCAACUACUGGAAACUGUGAGCGCAUCUACUCAAUCUGUGGUUCCCAGCCGUUCUACUACGCAACUACUGGACUCGGUGAGUGCACCUAAUGAAUCUGUAUUUCCCAGCCGUUCUUCUACUCAACUACUGGACACUGUGAGUGUAUCUGUUCAAUCUGUAGUUCCCGGCCGUCCUACUAUCCAACUACUGGAAACUGUGAGUGCAUCUAGUCAAUCUGUGGUUCCCAGUCGUUCUACUAUCCAACUACUGGAAAGAGUGAGUACAUCUACUCAAUCUGUGGUUCCCAGUCAUUCUACUACUCAACUACUGGAAACUGUGAGCGUAUCUACUCAAUCUGUGGUUCCCGGCCGUUCUACUACUCAACUACUGGAAACUGUGAGUGCAUUUAGUCAAUCUGCGGUUCCCGGUCGUUCUACUACUCAACUACUGGAAACUGUGAGUGCAUCUAGUCAAUCUGUGGUUCCCAGUCGUUCUACUACCCAACUACUGGAAAGAGUGAGUAUAUCUAGUCAAUCUGUGGUUCCCAGUCAUUCUACUACUCAACUACUGGAAACUGUGAGCGCAUCUACUCAAUCUGUUGUUCCCAGCCGUUCUACUACUCAACUUCUGGAAACUGUGAGUACAUCUAGUCAAGCUGUGGUUCCCAGUCAUCCUGCUACUCAACUACUGGAAACUGUGAGUACAUCUAGUCAAUCUGUGGUUCGCAGUCAUUCUAGUACUGAACUACUGGAAACUCUGAGCCCAUCUUCUCAAUCUGUGGUUCCCACCCGUUCUACUACUCAACUGCUGGACACUGUGAGUGUAUCUAGUCAAUCUGUAGUUCCCGGCCGUUCUACUAGUCAAGUUCUGGAAAGUCCGUCUAGUCAAUCUGUAGUUUCCGGUCGUUCUACUACUCAACUACAGGAAACUUUGAGUCCAUCUACUCAACCUGUGGUUCCCAGUCGUUCUACGACUCAACUACUGGAAACUAUGAGUGCGUCUAGGCAAUCUGCGUUUGGCAGUAGUUCUGCUACUCAACUACUGGAAACUGUGAGUGCAUCUAGUGAACCUGUGGCUCCCAAUCGUUCUACUACCGAACUACUUGAAACUGUGAGCGUAUCUAGUCAAUCUGUGGUUCCCAGCCGUUCUACUGCUCAACUACUCGACACUGUGAGUGCAUCUAGUCAAUCUGUAGUUCCCAGUCGUUCUACUACUCAACUACUGGAAACUAUGAGUGCAUUUAUUCAAUCUGUGGUUCCGAGCCGUUCUACUGCUCAACUACUGGACACAUUGAGUACGUCUAGUCAAUCUGUGGUUCCCAGCCGUUCUGCUAGUCAACUAUUGGAAACUAUGAGUGCGUUUAGUCAAUCUGUGGUUCUCAGCCAUUCUACUACUCAACUACAGGAAACUGUGAGUCCAUGUAGUCAAUCUAUGGUUCCCAGUCAUUCUACUACUCAACUACUGGAAGCUGUGAGUGCAUAUAGUAAAUCUGUGUUUACCAGUCAUUCUACUACUCCACUACACGAAACUGUGAGUGCAUCAAGUCAAUAUGUGGUUCCCAGUCAUUCUACUACCCAACUACUGGAAAGUGUGAGUGCAUCUAGUCAAUCUUUAGUUACCAGUCAUUCUACUAAUCAACUAAUGGAAACUGUGAGUGAAUCUAGUCAAUCUGUGGUUCCCAGACGUUCUACUACUCAAGUACUGGAAUCUGUAAGUGCAUCUAGUCAAUCUGUUGUUCCCAGUCGGUCUGCUACUCAAUUACAGGACACUGUGAUCGUAUCUUGUCAAUCUGUGGUUCCCAGUUGUUCUACUACUCAACUACUGAACACUGUGAGUUCAUCUAGUCAAUCUGUUGUUGCCAGUCGUUCUUCUAUUCCACUACUGAACACAGUUGGGGCGUCCACGCAAUCUGUGGAUCUCAUUCGUUCUAUUACUCAAAUAUUGAACACGGUUACUGCAUUUAGUCAAUCUGUGGUUCGAGGUCAUUCUAUUACUCAACUACUGAACACUAUUAACGCAUCUAGGAAAAAUGUGGUUCGCAGUCGUUCUAUUACUCAACUACAAAACACAGCUAGUGCUUUUAGUCCAUCUGUGAUUCCCAAUCGUUCUACUGGUCAACCUAUAAGCUCCAAUACUGCCCCCACACAAAGAACAAAGGAAGCUUUAACUAUUGAAAUUUCCCUAACCUUCGUCAACAGAAAAUUUCACGAAGAUCUUUUUAAUAAACAAAGCUUGAUAUUCUUGGAAAUGAAGCAAGAAGUAGAGUUGAAAAUCAAAAUUGCUUAUAGCAAUACUAAGGGUUUUGUAUCGGUAACUAUUUCUGGGUUUCGCCCUGGCAGUAUUGUUUCUGAAGGACGUCUGUAUUUUGCAAACUCAUCAAACAAAGAUGUUUCUCGAUUGGAAAAGAUUCUUUCUGAUUAUGGAAAUGCUAGUGGUGAAUUUGAUGUUUCCGGAUUUGAAGAAGCAGCCGGUGAUGGGGAUGAUGAUGAUGAUGAUGAUGAUGUAAUACUUGGACUAAAUUGGUGGCAGAUUAGUGUAAUUAUCGCAGGAGUGGUGGUAUCUAUCCUCUUGGUAACUGUUGUCGUAUUGUGUGUAAGUAUUUAUAUAAUAAAUUUUCCCUGUUUGAAGGCUUGUUUACACAGGCGACUAUACUAUCAUUGUUCACUGCUGAGGCAUGCUAUUCUCUAA